GGGCUCCGGGGCGGUGCUCGCGGGAGCUGCUGGGCUGACUGGUGCGCUCAGGUCGGAUACUCCCGGACGCCUGGGCGUGCGGGCCAGCGGUGGGCAGCUAGGAGGGAGCAAGCGAGCGGAGAGUCUAGCGGCGUGCUCUCAGGUCACCGGCGGUGGGCACGAUGAGACCCGGAGAGGAGCGGCCGGUGGACGGGGGCGCCCGCGCAGGCGUCUCCGAGCUGGAGCUGCUGAAGCUGCGCGCCGCGGAGCGCAUUGACGAGGCGGCCGAGCGCCUGGGGGCCCUGAGCCGCGCGAUCUGGAGCGAGCCCGAGCUGGCCUACGAGGAGCACCGGGCCCACGGCGUGCUGACCCGCUUCUUCGAGUGCGAGCCUCCGGUCGCCUCGUGGACCGUGCAGCCGCACUACCACCUGGCCACGGCCUUCCGCGCCGAGUGGGGGUCGCCGGGGGCCGGCGCGACGCCGCGGCCGCUGCAGCUGGGCUUCCUCUGCGAGUACGACGCGCUGCCCGGCAUCGGGCACGCCUGCGGCCACAACCUGAUCGCCGAGGUCGGGGCGGCGGCCGCACUGGGAGUGAAGGGGGCUCUGGAGAGCCUCCCCGGACCGCCUCCGCCGGUGAAGGUAAUUGUCCUGGGAACCCCUGCAGAAGAAGAUGGUGGUGGCAAAAUUGACUUAAUUGAAGCAGGGGCUUUUAAAAAUCUUGAUGUUGUUUUCAUGGCCCACCCAUCCCAAGAGAAUGCUGCUUACCUACCCGAUGUGGCGGAACAUGACAUGACUGUAAAGUACUAUGGAAAAGCCUCCCAUGCCGCUGCGUAUCCCUGGGAAGGAUUAAAUGCCUUGGAUGCUGCCGUUCUCGCCUACAACAAUCUGUCUGUGUUGAGACAGCAAAUGAAACCAACCUGGAGAGUCCAUGGCAUAAUAAAAAAUGGUGGUGUAAAACCCAAUAUCAUUCCCUCUUAUUCCGAAUUAAUCUAUUACUUCCGUGCACCCUCAAUGAAAGAACUUCCAGUUUUGACCAAAAAGGCAGAAGAUUGCUUCAGAGCUGCAGCUUUGGCUACUGGGUGUACAGUAGAAAUAAAAGGUGGAGCCCAUGAUUAUUACAAUGUUCUUCCCAAUAAGAGCCUGUGGAAAGCUUAUAUUGAAAAUGGAAAAAAACUGGGAAUAGAAUUUAUUUCAGAAGAUGCAAUGCUGAAUGGCUCUUCAGGAUCUACUGAUUUUGGAAAUGUCACUUUUGUGGUUCCUGGGAUUCAUCCAUAUUUUUACAUUGGAACUGAUGCCUUGAAUCAUACAGAACAAUACACUGAAGCUGCAGGUUCACAAGAAGCUCAGUCUUACACUUUACGUACCGCCAAGGCUCUGGCAAUGACUGCAUUGGAUAUUAUUUUUAAACCAGAGUUGCUAGAGAGAAUCAAAGAGGACUUCAAGUUGAAACUUCAAGAAGAAGGGUUUUCAAAUACAGUAGAAUAAAAGGAAGAUCUAAGAGCCACUUAUGGAUCACUGAGAAGUAAUGAUUUUUUUCUUUAAUCUUUUUUAAUGAUGGAGGAAGGCAUCCUUAAUUUUUAGUGUUAAGGGAUUCAAAUUCCUCUUACCUGAAACGUGAAAACAUGAUGUAGAGAAAACACAUGACCUCAUACCUAAAAUGAAAGUUUUCAGGGGUGCCUGGCUGGCUCAAUCAGUAGAGCAUGUGACUCCUGAUCUCAGGGUCAUGAGUUUGAGCCCCACACUAGGCGUAGAGUUUAUUUUAAAAAAUUAAUUUAAAUAAAUAAAAUGAAGAUUUUCACACA
Molecule: messenger RNA, 1780 nt
Organism: Mustela lutreola (European mink)
Lineage: Eukaryota; Metazoa; Chordata; Mammalia; Carnivora; Mustelidae
Gene: PM20D2
Product: peptidase M20 domain containing 2
Exons: 7
Coding region: 162-1463 (433 amino acids)
Molecular function (GO): dipeptidase activity
Source: RefSeq, a predicted model, not a curated record